Messenger RNA from Misgurnus anguillicaudatus (oriental weatherfish), 1483 nucleotides. RefSeq names its product 5-hydroxytryptamine receptor 2A. Gene Ontology annotation, molecular function: G protein-coupled serotonin receptor activity; neurotransmitter receptor activity. Gene Ontology annotation, biological process: release of sequestered calcium ion into cytosol; G protein-coupled receptor signaling pathway, coupled to cyclic nucleotide second messenger; serotonin receptor signaling pathway. NCBI's taxonomy places the organism in Eukaryota, Metazoa, Chordata, Actinopteri, Cypriniformes, Cobitidae. Gene Ontology annotation, cellular component: dendrite; plasma membrane. The record is from RefSeq and is a predicted model, not a curated record.
UAUAAGGCAUACAUGAAUUGUGUGUCCCAUAAUUCAAUACUUUCAGACAUUUAUGAAUUAUUCAUUUCUGUAGUAAUGCAGUGCCUUUACAGGUUGUCUCACAUUUGGCAACACCUUUACCUGCAGUCAGUGAUGAAAGACGCAUAAAGUGCUGCCAAACUGAAAGCAUAGUGAUCGAUGACAAAAGACAGACGAUGAAGAUCACGCACAUUUAAGGGUAUCGCGCACACAACCACAAGGUCAGCUCAGUUCUGAUGAACACAACCUGAAGAUUGGACAAAUCAUACACACACAACUGACUGCUGCUAAAGGACCUACAGAUUUGAAUUGUACUGCUUUGACCACGAUGGCAUCAUUAAAUGAUACUCUGUCCUGGGAUGUCACUUUAAACCACAGCUUUAUCAAACCCAACCUCUCGGAGUUACCGGAUACACAAGCCACAGAGAUGAACUGGCCAGUUCUGUUUAUUCUGGUUAUUAUAUUCUUCACAAUAGCAGGAAAUAUAUUAGUCAUAAUGGCAGUGUCCCUGGAAAGUAAACUGUACAAUGCAACCAACUUCUUUCUUUGCUCGCUGGCCGUGGCCGACAUGCUGGUGGGCUUUCUUGUUAUGCCAGUCUCAUUAAUCAGUGUCCUUCACAACCACGUCUGGCCUUUCCAUGAAGAUCUGUGUCCCAUUUGGAUCUUCCUGGAUGUGCUUUUCUCCACAGCCUCCAUCAUGCACCUGUGCGCCAUCUCUCUGGACCGCUAUAUUGGUAUUCAUAAUCCAAUCAAGUACAGUCGCAGUAACUCGCCUUUUAAGGCCAAGCUCAAAAUCAUCACUGUGUGGACCAUAUCUAUAGUGCUGUCACUUCCCAUUCCGGUAAUGGGCUUCCAGGAUAAGCAGAAGGUGUUUGUUAACGAGACGUGUGUCCUGAAUGAGCCUCGCUUUGUUCUUGUCGGCUCUUUCGUAGCCUUCUUCCUUCCUCUGGUCAUCAUGGUGGUCUGCUACUACCUCACCCUCCAGGUCCUUCGUCAACAAAGCGCUGCCUUCCCCCAAGAGACCAAACGAGGUUCAUCAGCCGAGAUAAGUGAUACAGUUCUGCCUAACAACAAGCAGUUGUUACUCACAUUUUUACCCAAAAAACUUUCGUUUAGUAACUCACGAGAUCAAGGUAGACGAGGAAUGAUGCAAGCGAUCAGAAAUGAGCAGCGGGCCUCCAAAGUCUUGGGUGUCGUCUUUUUUUUGUUCCUGGUGAUGUGGUGUCCGUUCUUCAUCACCAACGUGCUGGUCGCCAUCUGCCAGGAGAACUGCAGUGACCAUCUUCACCAUCUCAUGAAUUUCUUUGUUUGGGUGGGAUACGUCUCCUCUGGUGUGAAUCCUCUGAUUUACACCCUCUUCAACAAGACAUACCGCAAUGCAUUCGUUCGCUACCUGCGAUGUAAAUAUCACGACACGUCGCCAAAGACAAAGCAAGCUAUAGUUGCUGGUAAACCCAAUAAUUGA